Messenger RNA from Triticum dicoccoides, 1797 nucleotides. RefSeq names its product replication protein A 70 kDa DNA-binding subunit A-like. The transcript has 9 exons. The coding region runs from base 185 to 1591 and encodes 468 amino acids. NCBI's taxonomy places the organism in Eukaryota, Viridiplantae, Streptophyta, Magnoliopsida, Poales, Poaceae. The record is from RefSeq and is a predicted model, not a curated record.
CAGGCUCCGCAGUCGGUCCAACCCCGAGACCCCGUCUCUUCCUCCUCCUUUCUCCUUGUUCCUGGUCCAUUUCCUUCUCCAAGACCAAGAGUCUCCACUCUCCAGCAAGCCCUUUCAAAAGAAGAAUCUCCAGCAAGCUUCGUUCUUCUCGGCGACGGGGCGGAGAAAUCCAGUUACAUCUACUAUGACUUCGGUUCCGGAGCUUCAAGCCAUCCAGGCCAAAAUGGGUUCAGCUGGGGAUGAGUUCACCCCACUGUCUCAGUUAGAAUAUGGAAUGGACAAAUGUAAAGUGCGGGUGCGCAUCUCGCGGCUGUGGGAGUCCUUCAAUCCAAAAGAUGACACUUUGUUCGGCCUUGACUGCCUUCUGAUCGACGAUCAGGGUAAAACUAUGCAGGCUCGUGUAGAACCUGGCGAUAUAGAGUGGUUUGAAGAUCUGCUAGUUGAAGGGAAGGUCUAUGUCUUGUCAGAUUUUCAUGUUGAUUCGCAGAGGGACUACUAUAUGUCCUGUAGCAAUGAGUGGACUAUGUACAUUAGAAGGCAGACGGUGGUCACUGAGAUGGAAGGAGAUAUUGAUUCGAUACCCCUCCACAGCUUUGAGUUUGUUAAAUUUAAGGAUCUCCGUUAUAGGUGCGAUGACAACAGCUUAUUGACUGAUGUUCUGGGUCACAUAGUAUAUGUUGGGGAGCUAGAGGAAGUCUCAAAAAAAUCACGCGUUAUAGAAAUUUGCAAUGCAAGAAUUCGGGAUUUGAGAGGAAGGGCACUGAGUGUGACACUGUUUGGAGAUGUUGCUUCUGGUUUUGCUGAGGAUAUGCUCGAGAAAGGCCAAGACGCCUCAGUUGUUGCUGUCUUUGCAGGGAUGUCUGUUACUUCCUCAUCAUCAGUUUGCUCUACAACAUCUUCAAUGUACUAUCUGGAUUUGGAAAUACCAGAGGUGCAAGAAUUCCGUGCGAAUUUGCUCAUUCAGCAGGCAAACCCUGUUCCAGAAAAAACUCCAGCUCAGAAGUUGGCCGAGAGUUGGCGAACAAUCAAACAGCUAAAAAGCCUCGAUCGAGAAGAGUACGAUGAGGAUACCAUGUUUUUGUGCAGAGUCUCCCUGAUAGAUGUAGAUUGCACCAAUGGUUGGUGCUAUCUUGGAUGCGACACCUGCCAAAAGUCGAUGUCCAGGGCUCCAAGGAAAUACAGGUGUGCCCGAUGUGGCCCGAUGAUGCCAGUUCAGUGGUACAAGCUGAAGGCGAAGGUGCAGGAUGCUACCGGCGCAAUGAACCUGAUGAUCUUCUGUGAGGUGGCGGAGGAGCUGGUCGGUGUCUCCGCGGAGGAGCUCGUGAAUAAGAUCGAGGACGAUGAUGAGUGGUACAGCCUGCCAGACGAAAUCGAGGAUCUUAUUGGCUCGACGCACACCUUCGAGGUUUUCGACAAGUACAUGGACGGGAGCUUCUCGGUGAGGUCGAUCAUGGACGAUGCUAGCGUCCCAGCCCCUGCUGCAGCCGCUAGUCAAUGCAAGGAGGAGAAGGCUGACCCUGAGGGAAGCCAGAAGCCUAACAAGCGGCUGCGAGGCGACGACGACUCGAUCAACCUAGAUCUAGGGUUAUAGUGUAUCUAGGGUAAUGCGUCCGAAAGGAUCAGCCAAUGGAGCUUUCUGUUCUUCUCCUACCUGGGAACAACUGCAACUACUGCUGUGAGUCACUGGAUCUAGUGUUAGUGCUGGGUAACAGACCAGAAGCCGUUUAAUCCUUUUGAACAUUGUUUCCCUUGUUAUCAUGGUUGAUGGAGAAUGGGCUUGGCCCAUUUUGGUGACCA